AUGUUUAAAGGUAAGUUAUGUUUGGCUCCAAUGGUUAGAGCUGGUGAAUUACCUACCCGUUUACUUGCAUUAAAAAAUAACUGCGAUCUAGUAUGGUCACCAGAGUUAGUUGAUAAGAAGCUAUUACAGACAAAUAGACUAAUUAAUGAAAAGCUGAACUCAAUAGACUAUAUCUUACCAAAUGGGAAUAUAGUUUUCCGCACGAUACCGAAACUGGAAGCAGGUAAAUUGAUCUUACAAAUAGGCUCUGCUGAUCCAGACUUAGCUGUCCAGGCAGCGUCCAAAGUGAUUAAUGAUGUGGACGGGAUUGAUCUAAAUGCCGGUUGUCCUAAGCAUUUCUCUAUCCACUCUGGAAUGGGUGCUGCUCUAUUAUCUACCCCGGAAUUACUUUGCUCAAUACUAGAAAAUUUGGUAAAGAAGGUCGGUGUUCCCAAUAAAAAACCAAUCUCUGCUAAGAUUAGAUUGUUACCUGAACAAAAAGAUACAAUCGAUUUAAUUGAAAAGUUAUGCAACACAGGGAUAACAAAUCUGACUGUUCAUUGCCGUACUCGUGAAAUGAGAAAUAGAGAGUCGCCAAUAAGAGAUUAUUUGAUUGAUAUUUAUAAAAUGUGCAAAAAACAUGAUGUUUCCUUGAUUAUUAACGGCGACUUACAGACACGUUCUAAUUUCCUUGAAGUUAGAGAUCAAUGUGGAUUACCUGAGGAAGUGGGUGGGAUGAUAGCAGAUGCUGCAGAAGUUAAUCCAACUGUUUUUAAUUGUAAUGGGCCUAACGAAAAAUGGUGGGCUAUAAUGGAUGAAUAUAUAAAAUUAGCUACUCAAUGGGAAAACAAUUUUGGCAAUACAAAGUAUAUGCUAAGCAGAAUUAUACCAGGCAAGAGUCCUGUUUUUCAAAUAAUACUCCGUUGUCAUGAUUAUGAACAAAUUAAAUAUGUCCAAACAAAAUUAAUAAAUCCUGAAAGUGGAACUUUAUUAAGAGAUCCCAAGGAUUUUAUUGAAUCCUUACAAAAUAAAGGGAAGAAAGAUAAUAAGAAUAAGAAAAAAAAGAGAAGUGCUAACGGCAUUAAUAUGACAAGUAGAGACACCAAAACUACGACUAAGAAAGUUAAAAUAUAA
This is a messenger RNA of Arxiozyma heterogenica, 1113 nucleotides long. RefSeq names its product tRNA-dihydrouridine(20) synthase (NAD(+)) (gene SMM1). Gene Ontology annotation, cellular component: cytoplasm. Bases 1 to 1113 code for a protein of 370 amino acids. NCBI's taxonomy places the organism in Eukaryota, Fungi, Ascomycota, Saccharomycetes, Saccharomycetales, Saccharomycetaceae. Gene Ontology annotation, biological process: tRNA dihydrouridine synthesis. Gene Ontology annotation, molecular function: tRNA dihydrouridine synthase activity; flavin adenine dinucleotide binding. The transcript has a single exon. The record is from RefSeq and is a predicted model, not a curated record.